Messenger RNA from Tarenaya hassleriana, 1874 nucleotides. Its product is annotated as calmodulin-binding protein 60 G. NCBI's taxonomy places the organism in Eukaryota, Viridiplantae, Streptophyta, Magnoliopsida, Brassicales, Cleomaceae. Gene Ontology annotation, cellular component: nucleus. Gene Ontology annotation, biological process: regulation of salicylic acid biosynthetic process. Gene Ontology annotation, molecular function: sequence-specific DNA binding; DNA-binding transcription factor activity; calmodulin binding. The transcript is spliced from 8 exons. The record is from RefSeq and is a predicted model, not a curated record. Bases 71 to 1189 code for a protein of 372 amino acids.
UUCUCCCACAAAACCCUGUUUGUUUCCCGAGAAAAUCUACGGAUUUUCUUGCCCAUUUCGUAAGUUUGGGAUGUCUCGAAACAGCCCUUUGCAUGGGGAUGGUGGUUAUCGUGGUUUUGGAGCUCGAAAAUUCACGUUCAAGAAAGUUGUGAAGCUGGUAAUGAGAGAUCGGACGAUGUCCCGUUUCCAUGAUCUAAUGGAGAACACUUUCAGGGAAAUAGUUCGAGAAGCGGUGGAUCGCGGGCUUCAGCCCUUUAUCUCAUCACUGGGAGGAUCGCUGCCAUCAUCGACGUCCCUGGUCGAGCGACCGCGUUUCGAGCUGCGUUUCGUCAACUCCCUACCACCGGCGAUCUACACCGGAGCCAGUAUCAGGGCCGAAGACGGUUCCUUGAUCAAGAUCGAGCUUGUCGACACCGUCACGAACUCUCGCGUCGUGACUGGACCGCUCUCUUCGUUGCGGCGGCUCGAGAUCGUGCCGCUGGACGGCGAUUUCACCGCGGAAAGCUGGGAAACGGACGAGUUCAACCGGAAUAUUCUCCGCGAACGGAAAGGGAAACGGCCGUUAGUUUCCGGAGAACAAGCGGUGACGCUUAGAGACGGAGUAGGAGUCAUCGACGGGGAUGUUAUGUUCACCGAUAACUCGAGCUGGACACGGAGCCGGAAGUUCCGGUUAGGGGUCCAACCGGUACGAAGAGAUGUAAUGGAGGCUCGAAGCGAGCCAUUCGUCUGUAAAGAUCGACGAGGCGAAUCUUACGAGAAACACCAUCCGCCAUUGCCGGGAGAUGAAGUGUGGAGGCUCGAGAAAAUCGCAAAACUGGGCGAUCCAGCCAAGCGUUUGGCCGGAAAAGGGAUUCGUACUGUAAAGGACUUCCUCCGUGGACUGACUAUCGAUCCAAUUUCCAUACGCCUCAUAGUGGGCGGGGAGACUUCGAACAGAAAAUGGGAAGCCAUUGUAGCACAUGCGAACCGUUGCGUUUUGGACGAGACAGAGUUCUACACUUACCGAUCGCUUUCUCGUGGCGGUGCCCUUCUUCUCCUCAACUCUGUUUACAGAGUGGUGAAGGUUUCGAUCCAUGGCUGCCCUUUUCGGAAUGUUGAUCAUCUCGCCAUCAGCGAAAAGGUAUUUUUGGACGAACUGAAGCGUGAAGCGUAUGAAAAUACAGUUUCGAACAAUGCCCACCAGACAUGACAGUCACUGACUUCCAAGGGAAUCCCUUACAUCUGAACGACCGGUUCUCGCAUCUCGUCUCCAGAGACCGAAAUACCGAAAUGGCACCAAACAGUUCACAGACUGCCGUAACAGGUCAAGUCGAAAACACUGAUCAAGCCCACGUCAUGAGCUUGACGACGGCCUGGUCACCUGGUUCGAGUUGGUGGGCACGACAACUGUACGAUGACUUGUACGUCCCUCGUACGGAUCAGGAAUUGGGACAGUUAGAUGUCUUUUCCGAUUCGAAUAUAUGUCGGUGGAGGGUCAUCAGGUCUCCGAGAGCUCAGUGGUUCAAGAUCCGAGCUGCCAUCAAGCUCCGUGAAGUUUACACAGUUGCAAGGAACAGAAGAAGGGCUUACAGUUACAGGCCGUACUAGGGUUUCGGAGGUUUCUUGCGGCGGAAGAAAUCUGUGUCUAUGUGUACAUAUUUGCGCUAUUUUCUGCUCUUCCUUGUCAAGUGGAAUAAGAGAUAGGAAAUUCGUCACGGGGACGAAAAAGGAUAGUUAAUAGGCAGUUGGAUCCCAGCCAUUGAGUCCAUGAAUGGCGUCAGGGCCAUCAAGUUUGGCGGUUGCUUAGUUCGUAAUGUAAUUUUCUUUUUCUGUAUUAUUGUGUUUACAAGAACGGUGUAAAAACAAUAUUACUGUAUGUAAGCUUAACACGAUCA